GGGAAUUACAGAAUGGAGUCAAAGGAGCAGGACCAUAAAACAAAUUCAAAUCAGGUCCUGCUCAAAUACUGGGAAGAAAUGCCAGAACAUCUGCAAUUUAAUCCCCAUAUUAAAACCGGAUACAGACCACUUAUGACCCCGACAAAUUGUGUUCGCAGCAUUUUCUUCUUCCACAAUGAGACUGUCAAUAUUUUGACCCACGGUUUUGCGAUUCUCUACAUUUAUCUGACAGUGCCGGAUGCACUUCCAUGGAGUACCCAAGGUGCACUUUCAGGAUGCCAUUUAAUUGGAGCAAUAAGUCCAUGGAUUGGUUCUUUUCUUUAUCACGUCUUUAUGAACUUGAAUUAUGGAGAGGACGUCUACAGAAAACUGCUUAAAAUUGAUAUGCUCGGCAUUUGGCUCUGUCAAAGUUUUGGAGCCCUGCCGAUGAUAGUAACUUCUGUGCAUUGCUCAUCAGGUUUCCUUCAGUAUUGUUGCAUCUCAAUCUAUUGCUUCCUUAGUUUAUUGGGUCUCUGGAAACUGCUAAAUCUUUUCUGUUCCGAUAAGGCGAUGGUCGCAAAGUCUCCUUGGCAAAGACGUCUCUGCUUUCUUCCUCCACUGUGCAUGAGACUUCUGGUUUUGGGUUUAAGAUGCUACGGUAUCGGUGGUGGAAGUCCUAGCGCUAUGAUGCACGUCAUCUUACAAGACGUGGUGGCUGUGAUUGGUGGAAUAAUAGGAGCGCUCCGCAUACCGGAAAAAUGGCUUCCCGGCAGUUUAGAUCUGCUCUUCAAUUCUCACAAUAUAAUGCACGUUUUAGUUGUCUUGGCAGUAUGUUCAAUGCACGAAGCGACCAUUCAGGAUUUGACGUGGAUGUCCAAUCCGACAUCGUGCACGGUUCCUAAUUACAUCCCUUCCAUCCACGAGGAACUGUGAUCUAGUUGCGAAGAAUCCACCUUCUUCGCAUUAAUCUGUGAUUUCUCAAAAAAAAAACAAAAAAAAAAUUAAUAAAACCGCUUUAGCCUCCUUCGACGACGUACCUCUCGCAAAAGCAAGAAAAAUUACAAAAAAAAAAAAUAAUAAUAACUUUUCCUUACUAGCA
Molecule: messenger RNA, 1078 nt
Organism: Leptopilina heterotoma
Lineage: Eukaryota; Metazoa; Arthropoda; Insecta; Hymenoptera; Figitidae
Product: progestin and adipoQ receptor family member 4
Exons: 6
Coding region: 13-912 (299 amino acids)
Cellular component (GO): membrane
Molecular function (GO): signaling receptor activity
Source: RefSeq, a predicted model, not a curated record